Molecule: messenger RNA, 555 nt
Organism: Magnolia sinica
Lineage: Eukaryota; Viridiplantae; Streptophyta; Magnoliopsida; Magnoliales; Magnoliaceae
Exons: 3
Coding region: 1-555 (184 amino acids)
Source: RefSeq, a predicted model, not a curated record
AUGCUGCAUGAAUGUGGCACCCGUGGUCAUGGCACUAUUGGUCGUAGCGCCCGUGGUCGUGGUGCUCGUGGACGAGGCACCCGAGUUACCCAUCCCGCUCCCGUUGUUGAGGAUCCGAUUCUUGAGGUCCCGAUCCGGCCUAUUCCUCUAGUUGAGCCCGUAGCGCCCGUACCUCCAGUUGCUCCGGUUCCCCCACCUAUUCCCCCUCCUCAACCUGCUGUUCCAGUUUCAGAGGCUCCUGCUCCGCCGGUCGCAUCCAUGCCUCCGCCUGAGACCCGUCAGCCAUCUGUCGCUGAGGGAGGCGCCUGUCCCUCUGAGCGUGCUGCUGCUGCUGCUAUCACUGAGGUGGUCGAAAUUGCUGCCUCUACUGCUGCGGUCUCGAAGGCUGGUGCUGAUGCUGCUGCUAAGGUGGCCACGGGGGUGGGGGCUGCUGUCGCUGCUUCUGUGGGGGUCUCUACUACUACUAUGGUGGAGGUUGCUAUGGACCUCUCGGCUGUUGCUGCUGGUGGGAGUGAGGACAUUCCCACAUACAGUGCCCCGUCACACCACACCUAA